CCCUUUGGGCCCCACAAUCGAUGGUUAAGAACUUCCUCCGCCUCGUGACUUUCGGAGAUCGCGGCCGGCGGCGCCUACAGCACGGCAAGGAGGUCACCUCGAGUGUCACUUUGAACUCGAGUGUGAUCUCCAACUGGCCUUCGAGUUGUAACUCGAAUGUCUGCGAUAGUGCGAGCACGGUCUGCGCCGUGAAUCGGAGUGCACCUAGGCGAGGAGUACCUGAAGGCGGCGGUGACCCGUGCCCUAGUCUGGGGGUUCAGUGGACGAUGAUUCGUCUGUACGCCCGGCUUUGGAGAGCAGUCGCUGCUAAGCAAGGUGUUUUGAAGAGGGAGAAUUAAGGUAAAGCAUCAAGAUGGCCUCCAUCCCAGAGAUGUUGAUGAACGAGAUCCAGCCCCCUCUGCAGACCUCGGGGGGCAAGGUGACCGUCGUGGGUGUCGGGCAGGUGGGUAUGGCCUGUGCCUUCUCCCUCCUGACGCAGCACAUCUGCUCGGAGCUGGCUCUCGUCGAUGUCAUGGCUGAUAAGCUCCGGGGCGAGAUGAUGGACCUCCAGCACGGUCUCACUUUCCUCAGGAACGUGAAAAUCGAGGCCAGCACAGACUUCUCCGUGACCGCCGGUUCUCGCGUCUGCAUUGUGACCGCUGGAGCCCGCCAGAGGGAGGGCGAGUCCCGCCUCUCUCUCGUCCAGAGGAACGUCGACAUCUUCAAGGGCAUCAUCCCCAACCUCGUCAAGCACUCCCCCAACUGCAUCCUCCUCGUCGUUUCCAACCCUGUUGACGUUUUGACCUACGUGGCCUGGAAACUGUCUGGUCUGCCCAAGCACCGCGUCAUCGGCUCUGGAACCAACCUGGACUCCGCUCGUUUCAGAUUCCACUUGUCCCAGAAACUCAACGUGGCUCCCUCGUCCACCCACGGCUGGAUCAUCGGCGAACACGGCGACUCCUCUGUCCCAGUCUGGUCAGGCGUGAACAUCGCCGGCGUUCGUCUCCGUGACCUCAACCCUCUGGUGGGCACACCCGAAGACCCCGACAAGUACAACGAGAUGCACAAGGAAGUUGUCAACAGUGCUUAUGAAAUCAUCAAACUGAAAGGAUACACGUCUUGGGCCAUUGGUCUGUCCGUGGCAUCUCUGGUGUCCAGCAUCUUGAAGAACAUGCGUUCCUGUUACGCAAUCUCUGUCUCUGUGCAGAACUAUCACGGCGUUGAUAAGGACGUUUUCCUGAGCUUGCCUGUGGUACUAGGUGAGAACGGCGUCACCCACGUCAUCAAGCAGACGCUGACAGACGCCGAGAAGAACCAACUCCAGAACUCGGCCAACACCUUAUGGGAUGUCCAGGCGGGAAUUCAGUUCUAAAUUCAUGAGAACUGAAGGUUAAAGCCUGAAACCUUCGACAUCCAGUUGCCAAAUCGCUAUCUCCGAAGAGUUUGAGCAGAGUGGUAUUCGAACGUUUUGUUUCAUCAGUGAGCAACGCCGCCAAAGCAACGCAUCAUGCUCUUCUAAAGCGGUCCAACCUUUUGCGAAGACCUUCCCAAGGAUGCUUUCGAAGCUAAGGAUGGAAGAGCAGAACGACGCGCUCACUCUCACUCUCUCUCAUUUGCCAAAGGAACAAGAGAUCCAGGACCUGAUUCUGCUUAUUUAAAACGGGCUUGUAUGUAGAGACUGUAAUCUUCACAAAUAGGCGUCUGUAGGGUUUUGAUUUUCAGAUCUGUCUAGUCUCGCUUAUAAUUGCACUUUAGUUCUAUAAAGUACCUCCUUUACAGAUAGUACUAUCCGCUGUGGACUGUAACCACGGCAAGUGAUGAUCAUAUUAUUUAAUAAUCUGAAUUCUGUAAAGCAGAUGCGUUAUAAGAAUGAGUUCCCCAAUAAACACUUUGAUUCAUAAUAAUAGCGGACUUAGGGUGCGUAAAUUUCAUAAUAAUAGCGAACUUAGGGUGCGUUAAUGCAUUUCACCCCCCAUUCUACAGAAGCGGUAUUUUCUUAUCAGUAUGCUUAAGAUGUUCAAAAAACAAAACAAAAGCAGUCUUGAUCAAGCUUAUGUGCUGUAUGUGAUAAUCAGUUAGUGGAAUGUGUUCACGAAGUACUAUAUAUAUAUAUAUAUGUAUCAAUUGGAGUAUUUGUUGCACCAUUUAUGAUCUUAUUUAAAGAUGUGACCCAUUUCAGAGAUCCUAAAUUUAGUAUGAAAGAAGGGGCAAGGGUCAACUAACGAUUUACAGCAUCUCUUGGUGACCUGAGGUAUACCUUUAUUUUCAAUUUGGCUUAUGACCAAUGCAAAAAGUAUUAUUGUCUCAUAAAAUUCAUGUCAUCAUUUUUUUUGCAGUAUUAUUUAUCUGAGAAUCUCUAUUUUCUGUAUCUUUUUUUCAUUAUUCUUUCAUGUGACGUAUAAGUGGCGAGUAAUGUUUGAUUGAGUGUUUCUGAUAAUAUAGGUUUUAAUAAAGUAUUAUAUAGUAAUUA
Macrobrachium nipponense is the source of this 2449-nucleotide messenger RNA. Its product is annotated as L-lactate dehydrogenase-like. The record is from RefSeq and is a predicted model, not a curated record. Lineage: Eukaryota; Metazoa; Arthropoda; Malacostraca; Decapoda; Palaemonidae. Gene Ontology annotation, biological process: lactate metabolic process; pyruvate metabolic process. The transcript is spliced from 8 exons. Bases 353 to 1351 code for a protein of 332 amino acids. Gene Ontology annotation, cellular component: cytoplasm. Gene Ontology annotation, molecular function: L-lactate dehydrogenase (NAD+) activity.